Molecule: messenger RNA, 2090 nt
Organism: Diaporthe batatas
Lineage: Eukaryota; Fungi; Ascomycota; Sordariomycetes; Diaporthales; Diaporthaceae
Exons: 3
Coding region: 1012-2022 (336 amino acids)
Source: RefSeq, a predicted model, not a curated record
GCAGCAUCCAUGGAUGCCCGUCAUGGCACGUCUACGUUGAUGGCAUCACUGGCCGACCAGUGAGUACACAGGACAACAAGGACUGCCAUCUACGCCGCCUUGCUGCAAGUGCCCGUGGCAUUCGGCUAAAGAAUCCGUUCGAUAGUACAGAAAAGAAGCACUUGUACGACAUCUACUACGCCGCAGCAGAAGCAGAUACCGCUUCGAUUCCGUCCAUCCCCUGUGGGCUAGACAUCGCAACUCACGAGGAUAUUGAUUGACCACCCGUCAGCGAUGCGAUCCCUUACCGCCUCUUUCCACUCACAUUACUGCGGAAAUUAACAUUGCAACAGUCUACAAGCGCCGUCGGCCCAAAGUGAUACCGAGCUGACAUGAACUCAAGCUCGCGGGCCUCGGCCAUCGGAUGCUGAAAAAUCGCACCAUCGAUGGGACUGACAGAUACACCUUGUCCGAGCUGACGUUCCCUGAGCACUCGGCUUGGCCGCCCGCCUUAUUGCCGAUCACCUUCCAUGGCGGAGGUAGUAGAGCCGUAUUAGGCAGGUUUGUCCUCCGUCUUCUCCGGACGCCGGAGAUAGAUUUCGAUACAGUUCACACCGGCGGUCGCAAGACGCUGCUAGGUCCUAAUUGUGAUAGAACCGUGCAAGGCCUAGCAAGGAAGGUCUUAACGCCGAUAAGCCUUCUUCACCACGGAUCCAAUGUGGAUAUGACGGGAUAUGCGGCGCCCGGGGACGCAUUCACACGUUCUUAGUCGGCCUUGACUUUGAGCCGACUUGGAUCAAGCUCGUUGAUCUGAUGACGCUGACAUGUUUCCAAUGAAACGGCCCAAGGGCCAUGCUCAGUAUGAGGCCGAAGAUAUAAAGUCGGCCUGAUCAUCACCUCCGUGAACAAAUCGUGAGCGGCCAGCCAUCAACCCUCCUCAUUCAGUCCUGCCUGCAGACCUUUUCAAAUAAAACCCACAGUCGAAGAAGUCACAAACAUCUUUAAACCUUGAUAAAAGACCACUGGUUCAACAUGUCUCCCGAAUAUGCCAAAGACCAGCCCGCCGGUUUUGUCAACCACAUCGAGAAAGUUGCGAUCGUCGGCGCUUCUGGUCGUAUAGGCCGAUUUUUCACCCAAGAGCUUCUCAAGACUGGCAAGCACAUAGUCACAGCCCUCACUCGGCAGGGCAGCGCGAACAAGCUCCCGGAGGGCGUCCAACCAGUAGCCAUCAACUACGACGAGGAGUCCACAAUUGUUGACGCCCUCAAGGGUCAGCAAAUCCUCAUAAUCACCCUGGCCGUCACCGUCCCCGAGGGCACGGGAUCAAGGCUCAUCCGGGCCGCUGCAAAGGCGGGUGUCCCCUACGUGAUGCCCAAUGCCUAUGGGCCGGACCCGGUCAACGACAAGAUGAUGACAGAGAUCGUGGUCGGCCUCCCCUUCCAGAACACCAGGCGCGAGAUCGAGCAGCUCGGAGUGAGCAAGUGGAUCGCGUUUGGGUGCGGGUUCUGGUAUGAGUGGUCGAUCUUCGGCAGCGCGGACUGCUAUGGAUGCGACGUCAAAAAGCGCGAAAUGACCUUCUUUGACGACGGCGAGGAGAAGAUCACGACCUCCUCGUGGGGACAAUGUGGACGGGCCCUCGCGGCGUUGCUGAGUCUCAAGAUCUUCCCGGAGAACGAGGACGAUAAGACGCCGGCGGUUGAAAAUUGGGCAAACAAGGCACUGUAUAUCUCUAGCUUCAGGGUGAGCCAGAAGGAUAUGUUUGAGAGUGUCAAGAGGGCGACCGGGACGACGGAUGAGGACUGGAAGAUUGGGCAUAUCCCCUCCGAGCAGAGAUUUAGGGAGGGCCAGGAGGCGAUGCAGAAGGGUGACCGGGGGGGUUUCGUGAGGCAAAUGUAUUCGAGGAUCUUCUUCCCCACGGGUGAAGGGGACCACACCCGUCUUGGUCUUGCAAACGAGGCGCUUGGGUUGCCGGACGAAGACAUUGACGAGGUCACAAAGGGCGGUCUUGUGCUCCUGGAUCAGGGCGUUCUCUCUUAUUCAUAAUGGCCCUCUUGCUAGGCCUGUAGCUCGUCUAUGUUCUUUUUGAAAGUGGAAACGAUUCUGAAUACUUU